CAGUGACCAUGCAGGCGCCCAUGUGGCUGCUAACCUCGCUCCUGUGCCUCUCGCUCCUCCUGGCACAUGGCUACCAAAAAGAAAUAGUUGGCAUCAUGGGAGAAAAUGUUACUUUUCCAGUACAAAUAGACCAAAAAAUAGUGGAAAUUACCUGGAAGAAAAGCAAGAAUAAAGUGGCUGAAUGGGAAUAUCCAUACAAGCCAACAUAUUUUGGUCAUCUUGGCAACAGGAGUGUACUUAUGGAGAAUGGAUCCUUGACUAUAGUUAACUUGGAGAAGGAUGAUGCUGGCAUAUAUGAGUUAGUGUACUGGGAUUCUGUGAACGAACACCAGUUAAACUUCAAACUUGUGUUAGAUUCUCUUCCAAAACCUGAAAUAAAUUGCAGCACCAGUGAUGAUGAACUUGUAUUAAACUGUACAGCAAAUUUUCAGGGAUCUCUGACUUACACUUGGAAGCUCAGUAACAAUCCACACAGAUACCAGAACCAGGAGCUUUCCAUCCCUUUGAAGAAUGUUGAUAUUACCACCAACGCUACGUGUAUCAUUAAAUAUUCACAAACAGAAAGGAGCUCUGAAAUCUCUUUGAUUCAAUGCCUUCCAGAAGAAAAAGGAGACAGUUAUCACAAACGACAUAGACGUAUUCUUAUUUCCUUCCUUAUUGUACCUGUUAUCCUACUGGUAAUCCUAGAAUUCCUGCGCAGGAAAGGUAUAAUUAAACUUGGAAGAAAGACUGCUCAGAAUAAUAGUCCAGUGAAUGGCUCAGGAGAGCACGAGCAACUUUACCCUGGGAACAGCCAACAACAAUCUAACUCAGAGAGAGACAGAGCAUUGAAUGAGAAUGACAUGAAAGACAAGCAGAUAGUUAAGAAUGGUGUAAAUCAGGAAGAAGCGACCCAGGAUGCAGAAGGUGAAAAUGGGGUGCACCUGGACAGCUCUUCCAACGGUGCUAAAGAACAUCUUAAAGCAUAAGCAAAUGAUUGCUUUGUUGUCCAAACAAACAUGGAAGACAAACAGGAGAAUUCAGUGAUGAAGGAGGUGCUACCUUUUCCCUUCCACAAGCAAUGAAGUUGUCAGAGCUUCAUCAAGAAGCCCUUUGAAGACAGGCUGAACUGUUUCCAGUGCCUAUUUUUCUUUCCUCAGGAAAAACAACAUCCUUUUUUAGUUUUACUAUGUGAGGACAAAUAGGCCAAAUCAUGGAAAAAAUGUUUUGAAUUAUUUUUUACAUGCUUUUAACAAACCAUUUGGUUUAUUAAAAAGUCCUAAAAGUUUAAAAAAUAUUUGUUUGUUAUAUGGUUUGUUUUAUGAGGUUUUUCUACUAACACACUAAAGCCUCUUUGUAGUUAAUAUUUAGAGAUUUACAAAGUUAUAUAUAUUUGCAUGAAUGUGAACAAUCAAAAACUGAUCAGCUUUCACUUUUUUAUCAGUACCUUUUUACAGUCAGAAAAAAAAACUUCAUCCUUCAACAGGCCCAGAUGGUGGAAGUUUGCAUAUUCUAGUCUUGGUUCUAGACAAAGCUAUGUCCUAGAUUUGCCAGAUGCCUGGCAAAUGGAUCAUCUCCUGACAGUGGUUCAUUCUGUGAUAAAACUACAUUUCAGCUUGUUGUUGCAAAGCUGUUAUUAACAGCAGGUUUGGGCUUUUCCUAAAGCUUUUUAUAUUUUUUAAACUUUUAGGACUUUUUAAGCCUUUGCUCUUCAUAUUUUUCGAAGAAUGUCAUCUGACUCCUACUCAUUCCUAGGAAAUAAUAGUAUGUUUUUAAGUUGCUUGAGACUAGAACAAAAACUUGAAAACUGAGGUCGUGUAUAUAAUUAAAUUUAAAAAGAAUCAAAAAGAAAACCACCAUGCAUUAAGAACACCAUGCUUUCAGAACAUCAAUUUAUGGGGUGUUUUUCAUUAUGUUUACAUGUUGGCUGUUUGUGAAACUUGAAAGCCAGUUUAGUUCAUUUUGAACCUGGUAUGUGUAAAGAAUCAUGUAGCUCUGACACUGGUAACCAAAGAUCAGAAGACACUGGUAACCUGCAGCUUUCCGCUUGUUUUGAUUUUUGCCCUUUCCACUCCCACAAUUUCUUCUUCUAUAUGCACCCGUACUGCAUGAGUGAUCAGCUUGUAUACUGUAUACUGUAUAUUUGUAUGUAAAAAUGUUCAAAAGUCACUUUUGAUAGGACCUUUUACAUGUACUUCUCUCUGUAAAUAUUUGUAAUUUAUUAAAAAAACCAUUCAAGAUGUAAAAAACAUUGUCAUAUCUUUUUGUAAUAUAUACAUGCAUUUUUUAAUUUAACCUUAAAAGUUACUAACUGAUCCCCAAAAUAAUAAUAAUAAUAACCAAAGUGAUGUAUUUUAUACAGGCUUUUUUAUUUGUUUGUUUGGUUGCUGUGUUUUGUGGGGGUCAGUAUUCCUGACCCAAGUGUCCUUUUCCAUUCUACCUUCAAUAAAUUUAUCAGGAUA
Agelaius phoeniceus (red-winged blackbird) is the source of this 2441-nucleotide messenger RNA. RefSeq names its product CD58 molecule (gene CD58). Gene Ontology annotation, cellular component: membrane. The record is from RefSeq and is a predicted model, not a curated record. Lineage: Eukaryota; Metazoa; Chordata; Aves; Passeriformes; Icteridae.